This is a messenger RNA of Betta splendens (Siamese fighting fish), 1126 nucleotides long. It is a transcript of the gene med7, whose product is annotated as mediator complex subunit 7. Gene Ontology annotation, cellular component: mediator complex. The record is from RefSeq and is a predicted model, not a curated record. NCBI's taxonomy places the organism in Eukaryota, Metazoa, Chordata, Actinopteri, Anabantiformes, Osphronemidae. The transcript has 2 exons. Gene Ontology annotation, biological process: regulation of transcription by RNA polymerase II. Bases 166 to 924 code for a protein of 252 amino acids. Gene Ontology annotation, molecular function: transcription coregulator activity.
UUCAGGGUUAGCCAAUGGAAUCGGACCAAAUUCCUGCUUUCACGUCAGUGCGUGAAAGGAGCUACGGCAAUCAUGAGCUAAUUGUUCAGUUACGCAUCCACCGGCUAUUUCACAUCUGAGUUAUUUAUCCUGCAUCCGGAGAGUCACGUUUAAGAGCACAGCAUCAUGGGUGAACCACAACAGGUUAGUGCGCUGCCUCCUCCACCUCUGCAGUACAUUAAAGAGUACACAGAUGACAACAUCCGUAAAAAUCAGGCACCUAAGCCACCACCACCAAUCCGAGACAGCUACAUGAUGUUUGGCAACCAGUUCCAGUGUGACGACCUCAUCAUUCGGCCUCUGGAGAGCCAAGGCAUUGAGAGGCUCCAUCCAGUGCAGUUUGAUCACAAACGGGAGCUGAAGAAACUCAACAUGUCCAUUCUUGUCAACUUUCUGGAUCUGCUCGACAUUCUUAUCAAGAGCCCUGGCAGCAUAAAGCGCGAGGAGAAACUGGAAGACCUUAAACUUUUGUUUGUUCACAUGCAUCACCUUAUAAAUGAAUACAGGCCACACCAAGCCAGGGAAACACUGAGAGUGAUGAUGGAGGUGCAGAAAAGACAGAGGCUGGAAACAGCUGAGCGAUUCCAGAAACAUCUGGACAGGGUGGUGGAGAUGAUUCAGGGAUGCCUGGCCUCCCUGCCUGAUGACUUACCACAGAUGGAGGUUCCUGAUGGUGAUGGGCAAAGGAUUGUAUCUGCAGCAACUAUUGUUGGUUGUUCCUCUGUACAGGCACCCAGACUUAAAACUGAACCUAUGGAUGUAGAGGAAGCAGGUGCCAGCUGUAUGGCAGUAGGUCACCAGGACAAGAACAGCCCUACUUCAAAAAGAGAAAAAAUAUGGGACAAGGAUGCUGCCAUGUGCAGUAUUAUUGAUGAAAUUGCAUAGAUUUUGUUUGAUAGACAUGUUUUUUUUGUACUCCACAACCUUGCUUGUUUUUGAAAUAUGCUGUAUUUGGUGUACAUUUAAAGUUCUUUGCUUUUAGAGGGGGAGGGGGGUACAGUCUUAUCAGUUAGCGUGCGAAAUACAAGUUUUCUAAAGGAAAAAAAAACAAUAAAAGAAUUUCCAUUUGCAGCAGGAGUACAAAGUU